Messenger RNA from Spirometra erinaceieuropaei, 2622 nucleotides. Lineage: Eukaryota; Metazoa; Platyhelminthes; Cestoda; Diphyllobothriidea; Diphyllobothriidae. The record is from the annotation of a GenBank genome assembly.
AUGAAUCUCAUCAGUGGCAAGGAGGAUGCUGCCAGCAACUAUGCCCGCGCCUACUUUGCUCAGGCGCACAUUCACCUGCCCAAUAUAAGCGAACGACUGCGUGUCCUCAUAGAGCAGUGCGACGCCCUGACCUGCUUCCAACUCAUCUACUCUGCCAAUGGGGGCACGGGAUCGGGACUGACCGCUGCCAUCUGCGACGAGCUCUCCGAUCUGUACACCAAGAAGUUCAAGUUUGCCACCUCUGUCUACCCCUCGCCCACCUACAGUGAAAUCACGGUUGAACCCUACAACGCCCUCCUACACACGGCCACCACGGUCGAUCUGUGCGAUUGCGUCGUCCUGGCUGACAACGAGGCUGUGCAUCGAGCCAUCAGCCACAAUCUGGGUGAAGAGAGCACCGGUUUCAGUCUACCCAAUCGCAUACUUGCGCGCCUGAUUAAUGCUCAAUUCCUCUGCCAUCGAUACCAUUUCAUGGGUCAACAGCGAGUCGAUGUGACAGAUCUCCUCACCAACCUGGUGCCCUUUCCACGAGUGCACUUUCCCAUCAUGGCCUUCGCGCCAUUUGUGCGAAGAGAGGCCCUGGAUCUGGACAACUUCACCGCUACGCAACUGCUGUCUCAAGUCUGCACUGGUAAAUGUCAUCUCUCCAGCAUAAACACCUCGAACCAGGCCUACAUCUCCUGCGCCGUGCUCUUCCGUGGCGCCGUUGCUCCCUCGGAUGUCGUGGAGGCCGUCAAAGCGGCCAAAGUCGCGGCCAAGACGCGCUUCGUGGACUGGUGCCCUACCGGCUUCAAAGUGGGCGUGAACCGUACCCCGCCCAUCAGCCUGCCCGAGGACAGCCCCCUAAAGGUGAAUGAACGCAGUCUGGCCAUGAUCGCCGGCAAUGUGGGCAUCCGGGACGCCUGGUAUACCACGCGCCGUCACUUUGACCUCCUCUUCAACAAACGCGCCUUUGUACACUGGUUUGUCUCUGAGGGCAUGGAGGAGGGAGAGUUUAUUGAGGCAGCGGAUGUCAUCAGCAGUAUCAUCCAAGACUACGAGGAUGUGAGCAGGGAGUUGAAGGCUGGAAGUGCUGAAAACUCUGAUGACCUCACGACUACAGCCAAUCACGCCGCGACACCGGCAGCAGCGGUCGUUGCUGUACCACCGACGCCAGCGCCCAUAACCAGGCGGGUGGGGAAGCGGGGUCUGACCAAUAGGUCGCAUAAAUCCUCCGCUCUUACCAAAAACUACCUCCUGACGCCUACCAGUGCGGUGGGAGCCAGGGGAGAGGGGAUGCAGCAUCACCAGAGUCAGUACUGUGGGUCAACUCUGCCGCUCACCUCGUUAUCCCCUUCCAAUGACUGCAGACUGAACUCUUCCUACAUCAGUGGUCGAGCCAGUCCAAUGGAGGGGUCGCCGCCCUGUUUUAACGCUUCAGCACAAGCCUCUGCGACCCUGAGAUACGGUGAGGUUCGGGCUACGGCUUACUCCAGCGUCUUGCAACAUGUCCAGGACUUGUCAGAUUGGACAGAAUGCGACAAGCAGAGCAUUUUGGAGGAGCUGUUGACGCGACAGACACGACAGCCAUCUUCGAGGAGUUGCCACUUAAGUCGCCGUCAACAGGCACCAGAAGUCUACCUGCCUUUGGUGAGUCACCCGCUGGUGAGCCGAGCUGAGGAGACGGCGCCUGACCGAAACUCGCCCUCGUCCGCUGUCAGGGAUUGGUUCCUCCCAGGUGGGGAGCCGGGGACGGACCGGAUGGAGCAGUUACCACCACCAUCGAUGCCGGUGCCGACAACAUGGGCAAGAAAUUGGCAACUGCCCAUGGACACCAACUGUUCGGCUGCCAUGCGGGUCGCUCCUCGACACGCCCGCAAGACCGCAUCCACAACCACCACCACUAACAAUAGCGGGGGUUCCUUCACACGGGUUCGCUUCUAUUCGCCUGUCGCUGCGACGGCAACAAAUAACAGCGCUCCUACUAAGCGGCCCAGAGCCAAGCCCCGGAGAAAAGGGCCGGUGGGUCCCCGCUGCCCCUCUGUCAGUUUCGUCGAAAUGACUGCUGACGAGGACAUUCAUUGUAGCGUCAAUGGUGACGAAAGUAGCUGUCGGUCGAGCACCUCGGAUAACGAGAUUCCAUCGGGUAUUCUUUCGAGGACAAGUACCUGCAGCAUCUGGAAUACCCCACGGUCCAUCCACGGUGAAAACUACUCAAAUACCUUCCGCACCAUAACACCCCUAUCUGGCGAGGUGACCAGUUAUACUGGCAGUGUAGAUGACGUCUCCUGCACACUGGCGUAUGCCUCCUCCUCUUCCUCCUCCUGGUUCUCAGAUAGUGGCGGGUUUCUGGAGAAUAGCUGCACUGUUGAGGCUGACGAUGAUGAUGAUGACAAGCACAGACUGAAUGCUCCAAAGCUCAUGUUCAACACCACAACCCCUCGUUUUCAGGUGACCAACAGUAGCGUGCCUGAGGCUUGCGGCCGAGGAGGCAAAGAGGAUGCGACCUACGGGACCCUCGAUAAACAAUUUCAAAGACAGUCCUUUUCGAAUACCUCUGAUUCCACCUACCACCGAUCUAGUCUUUCAGCCCACAUCAGUGUCCACGAAAUUUCCCAUCUCCUUCCUUCCUCCAGCGAAUGA